GGGCGUAGCCAGGAUUUUUGUUGGUGGGGGGAAGGCUUUUGUUAGGAGGGGGAAGAGCCUCAGAUUUGUAUUGAUUUUUUAUUGAGUUAGGGGCUUGGCUACGCCCAUAUGGGCACAUGCUUUUUAAACAAGCUGCGUAACACGCAGUGGCUGUGGACGGAUUUACAACCUCUCCACGAUGCAACCUGCGAGCUAAUGCCAACUCUCUGUUGCUCCGUAUGCAAAACCCGGGCUGGGGCGGAACCAAUCAGGACCAGAACCAGCUCCCAGGCCCCGCCUUCAUCCCUAAACCCACCCCUCCUCCGACGGCUCGCUUAACAGCUCGGCGCAAGUGAUGGGAUGAGAAACGCGCGCAAAACCCCGUUUUGGCGAGAGCGGGCUCGCCUUGGCGGAGGAGCGUCCGGCGUUGCUGCUUUUCUCGGCGCUUACCUGGGCAAAGCUGCCGUUGCAGCAGGAUGCGGGAAACAGGAGGAGACGGAGAAAGACGAUAGCAACUCGGCAGUCUCGCUUGGAAGCGGUUUGUGUCGGUGCGCGCGUGGGAAGCCCCGAACCCACGUUUCGGAUCGGACCCAGAGGUGCUGAGAGAAGGAGGGAGAGGAAAGGAAAGGCGAGCUAUGGAGGGCGUCUUGGCUUUGCAACGCUUUCUUCGGGACUAGUUCUGCAAAGAGGGAGCUGGAGGGCAAGCGGCGUGGGGGCGCAACCGGCAAUCCAAGACCCCAGGCGCCGUAAACUCCACGGCGCGUGGAGGAAACACGUCCGGAAGGAGAACUUCCAUGUAGCCGCGACCCGGGAUUUUCCCUUCCGUCAGGAGUAUAUUUGCACGCGCAAGUCUUACGGGGGUUCCCCGCCCCGCCUCGCCAGCCCCUUCUUCCUCGCCGCCUGUGUUUGCCUGCAAGUUGCGAAGCUUCCCAUUGGAUUUCAUGGAGCUGGGAUUCCUGGUACUUGUUGGGCUUACAGUUAUCUCGAGUACAGGCUUCUCACUGCCCGUCUCUCGCCCCCUGCUGCUCUACAGUGGUGGCAGUAGCAGCAACAGUGAGCUGAGGUUUCCAGGGCCCCACGGGAGGGUCAGCAAAGAAAACGAGACAGCAGUAGGAGGGCUGCUUUCAGCCGGCAACGCCACCGUGGGGAAAGUGGCUGGCCCACCGGAGGUACACCACAGAGCCAAGCGCUGCACUUGCUACACCUACAAAGAUAAGGAGUGUGUUUAUUACUGCCACCUGGACAUAAUCUGGAUCAACACCCCAGAGAGGAUUGUUCCAUAUGGACUGGCAAAUUACAGGGGAAGUUUCAGAGGCAAAAGAUCUACAGAGCGGCAUCGUAAGAGCUUGCAUUCAUCAAAACAGCCUCCAUUGCGCUGCUCUUGUGCAGACAGAUUCGACAAGCAGUGUAUGCACUUUUGCAGAAGGACCCAGAAUGGCCAAUGUAAUAAUGAGCAACUGAACAGCAGAAAAGAAACAGAUCCCCAUCGAGAAAAGGAGCAUAUAUCUCACUCUGUAGCCCAGGAGAAUUUUCAGCUUCUUCAAAGUGGAGAGGUGCAGUCUAUGUUUUAAUUAUAUUGUGCGCGUAUGAAGUUGAGUACCUACUACCUAAGACAUGAAACUUACUGAAGAUGAACAAAUGUUCAAGACUCUCAAAUGGAUUAUCUACCUGCAGGUGCUUCCUUUUCCUGAACUGAUGCAAUCUUGAAAGUGGACAAUGUACCUGCCUGGAGGAAGUGUUACUGAACUGCAAUGUUCUGGCUAAUGUCUUGCUUGAGUCUUAUACACCCCAUAUGAUGGUGACAUCCAUGAUGGCAUCCAUCAAUUUUGGAAAGCAACAUUUUCGCUGUUUACGGUCCCAAGAACAGCCCCCACUGGCUAAAAAAGAAAAAAAAAUAAAGAUUCAAAGAGUGAAAAACUUUCCUAUUCUGUCAAGAUGCGGGACAGGAAAAAAGAAUGCUUCACUUGUUUGCUUGUCAUAUGUAUGAAUGUCCAGCUUUUCGCAUGCAGUUGUCAUGGGACAAGUUGGGACAUUGGAACAGUACCUGUAUUUGAUAUUCUGGUCACUUUUUUUUUUAUAAAAGGCACCCUUUUCUCCAUAAUGUUGUUCAAACCUGUCUUCCUAUUGUAAUCUCAGUGGUGAAGAAAUGUAAAUGACAAUAUCUAUGCAGAUUGAAUAUGAAUGGCUAAUAAUAUAAUUAUAACAUAUAGCAAGCUAACAGUAUACUGGGAGUAUUUCAUAGGCUAUUGGAUUUAGGCACCAAUUAUUCCUGAACUGAAAUGGAAUUUUACAACAGAUCUACUGGAUAGAUGUUGAGAGAGAAGAACGCUAGUUUAUCCGUCCUAUUCUACUCUGCUGCCCCGGGGUGAAGAAAUUCUGAAACAUUAAAAAUGCAUUUGAAGGACAUUCAAAGCCAUAUAUUAGCCCUUAAUUCAAAUUGCUAGAAGGACUGGCAUACAGUGAUGGGAACUGUUAAUUGCAAUUAUGAAAGUUCAUUUUUGAGGAACAGACAAAGCAGAAGAAUUGGAUGUAUUUCUACACAAUCAAUGGAUGGCCUUUUUGAAUUAGUUGGGUGCGUGUUAAGAAGACUGCGGAAGAACAUUCACCCAGUGUUUGCUAAUCAGAAAGAGGAAAAAGACAUUCAUUACUCAUAGUUGAUAAUCUUCCAAAGGAUACUUUCAUAAGAAUGGAUUUUUCUUUAAAAGUCUAUUAUUUUACAAGAACAUAGUUCUGGAGACCACAGUUAAGACUGUAGGCUGAACUGAUGAACUUUUGGGCUCAUUCAGAAAAUGUGCAAAUCCCCAAACCAGCUAUAUAAAAUUUGCAAAAUAAGUAACGGACAUUGUUUUCAGCAAGAAAGGAAGAGAUCUUUUGUCUAUAUUAUAUAUAUAUAUAUAUAUAGUAUAUAUAUAUGAAUAUAUUACAUAAAUAAAUUAUUCUACUUAUAAAAGUAAAACACCUCUCUCCAUUAUCACAUUUAUACUAGUUUUCUAUUUUCCUGGCCCAAUUUGGUGUAUUUUGUUGAGAUGUAGUCUAUUUAUUGUACUGGCAAAUAGCUUUUCUUACUGUGUGUGUUUCUUUUAAUUAACUCAGUGGAGAAAUCAAUCUUGUUUCAAGGAACUAACCUUUUAUUAUGAGGUAGAUUGGUAUCUGAGGUAUAUGUGGUAUAUUUUAAUAACCACAGAUUUCUUUUAGAAAGUCACAAUGUCAGUGUGCAAUGUGAGCAUAUGAAACUGUUUUUAAAGCAGGCCCUUGUCGUAUAGAAUAAGGCCCAAAUCCAGCUGCAGUUUUGCCUGCUUCCAAUUGUAAGCAAAAGAAAAAUGAUGCUCUUCGUGUAUUUCAUGCAUAUUUUAUUCUAUUGCUAUUUUCUACAGACUCGGAAAAUGCAGAAAGGUACACAAAUCUUUCAUCUGGCAAACCCUCAGCCCCACCCCAAUCAGUGCCCUCAUAGCAUUUGAGUUCAUGCAGUCUCUACCCAGAAAGUCCUUCAUCCUAGACAGUAACCUUAUCAUGGAAUAUAACUGCCCACUAGGUGUGUCAGUGUGGAUCAAACAGUUCUGGACCUCAGACUAUCAUCUAGGGUCAUGGUAGUCAACUCAGUGUCUUCCAGAUGUUUUUGACUACAAAUCCCAUGAGCAUUGUCCAGCAUGGCUCAUGGUCAGUGAUUAUGGGAGUUGUAGUAGCUCCUGAGAAUAAGUUGAUCAUCUUUGACCUAAAUGCUAGGCACUGGACAUGUCGCUUGUGUCCUUACCUCUUUCAAAAAAUCCAGCUAUCUUCUGGAAUAGACACAUAGGAAGUUUGACACUAUUGUAAGGAUACUUAGGCAGCUGAGUAUUUUCUAUCACAACAAUUAAAUAUUUUGACCGUAUGUAAAAUGUGCCAAAAAAGUCCAACAUUGUGCCCCCAAAUUUCCCCAGUAUGUGGCCUUCAACAUAUAAAGAAAUCUAUGUCAUCAGGUAAUGGAAUUAAAUCCAUGUCAAUGGUUUAAUUAGAAUAUCAGUUUCCCCAAGGUUCCUUACAGUCCCAAAUGGUUUGAUAGGGGUUCCUAUAGACAAUGGAAAUCCAUUUUCUGUAAUCCAGGCGUUAAUUAGUGUAGCAAAAGAUCAAAUUGAGCAAAUAUGGUGUCUCCAAGCCAGGUAAUUAGUUAUACUUGCAUCACAUAAGAAGAAUAGAGACUCAAAUUUAGUUGUGAUUAUUCUGUUAAGUUUGAUGAGGCUCAGUGAUGAGAUUAAACUGGCUCUUUAUUGAGCCUAGGUAAAUACAGGUCAAAACUUGCUUCAACUCCUAUGGAAUCUGUUUUCAAUUUUAACUUAUGGAUUGUAGCAAAUUUCUGCGGUUUGUUUAGUUUGGCCCUGUCGGAUUGCUACCCACCUCUACUUGAGUAACUUCACAACAACAUAUUGCAAAAUAAAAGGUUUGUGAUUUACC
This is a messenger RNA of Podarcis raffonei (Aeolian wall lizard), 4407 nucleotides long. RefSeq names its product endothelin 3 (gene EDN3). Bases 921 to 1550 code for a protein of 209 amino acids. Gene Ontology annotation, biological process: regulation of systemic arterial blood pressure by endothelin; regulation of vasoconstriction; vein smooth muscle contraction. The transcript is spliced from 5 exons. Gene Ontology annotation, molecular function: hormone activity; endothelin B receptor binding. Gene Ontology annotation, cellular component: extracellular region. Lineage: Eukaryota; Metazoa; Chordata; Lepidosauria; Squamata; Lacertidae. The record is from RefSeq and is a predicted model, not a curated record.